Messenger RNA from Tympanuchus pallidicinctus (lesser prairie-chicken), 4026 nucleotides. It is a transcript of the gene ASPHD2, whose product is annotated as aspartate beta-hydroxylase domain containing 2. The transcript has 3 exons. Bases 1915 to 2946 code for a protein of 343 amino acids. Lineage: Eukaryota; Metazoa; Chordata; Aves; Galliformes; Phasianidae. The record is from RefSeq and is a predicted model, not a curated record.
UGCCUCCGAGCAGAGGCCGUCCCCGCCGCUCAGCCCGGCUGCUGGGGCACGCGGUGUGGGGAUCCCGGCCCACAGCCGCCUCUUUCCGGAGCUGCCGGUGCCCUGCGAAGCUGUCAGGAUGUAACUUGGUGCUGCAUCGGAGCCUCUCUGCUUCAUUACGUAACGCCGCUGCUGCCUGGCACGGAGCUCGCCUCCACGUCCUGCACAACUUCGGGGCACCGGGGAAUUGAUGGGCGCUUUUCGGGACCGACUGCCGUUUGUUAUCAGCUGACGAUGCGGGGAUCUCAGCUGCGUGCAGUGGAGCUGCGUGCUAAAGCUGCGUGCAGUGGAGCAGGGCAUCUCCUGCAUCCUGGGUGCCCCUUGGGUUGGGGCACUGCUCUGCCACACGCCAGCACAGCCGUGGGGCUGCCUGUGUCAGCACAGGAGUGAGCUGCCAGGCUGAAUCCAACCCCAUUUCCCAGCCUUUUCCUGGGGAGUCGGGAUGGGUGCUAGGUGCUCUUGGUCUCUCAUUGUCUUGAUGGCUGCCCCAUGUGAAGUUCUGCCUGCAGCCCUGGGCCGAUAGAGAGGCUGUGCCUAUGGUGGAGGCUCCCAAGGCUGUCAGACCCCUCUAGGCAGCCUCAGAAGGUCCCUAAUGCCAGUCUCCCUGCUUUGUUCCGGAGCUGGAUUGCUGCUUUGAAUGCCAGUGGCACUAUGGGGUCGUGCCACGCUGGGGAACACCCCUGGCAUUGGCCCAUGGUGUUGCUUGGGAAGGAGGGGUGUGCUGGAGAACCUGGAGGGACUCCAGCCACCGGGGAUGGAGGGAAGCUGCCUUGAAAUUUCCAGGCAGCUCCAACGUGCCACGUGGACUGCAGGACCCAGGCAGAGGGUGUGGGGAGGUGUGCAUGUCUCUCCCAUCUGAGCAGAGCUGCCCCUGCCUUUGGGCUGCAGCUGCAGGAAGGCCCCUGCCACUGCUCCACCAGCUGAACCGCGUCCCCCUUGCCAUCUGUGGGGAAAUGUGCAUAGAUUAAGGAGCUGCAGGACCUCAGCAGAGAAAGAAGGGAAAGGCUGGAGAUCUUUCUUGCCUGAUAAACCCACCCUGCACCUUCAGGUCGGUGCUCCUACAAAGAGACAGAGAAGUGGUGGGGAUGGAAUUUGGACUGGGCACAGGCAUCCCAUGCAUAACUGCAGGGAGCAGGAGUGUCACCUCAUCCCACUCCUGCCCUAAAAGCUCCACCAGCCUGGAGCCUUGCUGGCAUCUCUGCUUUGUUCUGCACCUUAGUGAAGCCUGCAGGGAUGGGAUGUUACGCUGCAAUGGGUGCGAGCCCAUGGGGCUGUCAUAGGGAGCCUGUGGAGGGUGCUGGCUUCAGUGCUGAUUGCAACCCCACUGUCUGCAGGGACAGAGUCCUUUAGAAGGAGAGUUGUUUCAGAGCAUUUAGAUCAAGAUGAUAAAUUGAUGAGUAGUGAGAUAGGGCUGUUAAGAGCUUGGCCCGUGGCUGUCUUAUCAGCUGGAUUUCAGGCACGAUAAGGGACUGACAGAGAGGAGAAAUUUGGAGGAAGAGCAAAGGAGGAGGUGGGGCAGUGGGAGCGAGGUGGGGGGAUGGCUCUGCUGCUUCCCUUGUGGCUGGCAUUGAAAUCCCUAUGGGCGAUGCUGCUGGGAGUGAGUGUGGACUUCUUGUGGAACCACUCCAGGCUGCAGGGCCACUGUCCUCUGCCAGCACCCCCAUAACACCUCUGGGUUUGUCUCUUCAAAGCCCCCCAGCACUGCAUUUCAGGAUGAGGUGGGCACGGUGCUGCUGACCCCCGACUCCCGGGAACAUGCCGAGCUGGGCCCGGCCGCGGCCCCGCACCCCCAUGGCAGUGCUGCAUGGAGUGGGUGCCCCUUCAGAGCACCAGGACUGAGCUCCGGGCCCCCCUUGCACCCUCCACCACCCCACCAUGCCUCUGGUGUGGCUGCCGGACUGGAGCUGCUCCCUGGAUGGGCUGCGGGAUUUCAUCGCCGCCGGCAUCCAGUCGUUCCGGGACUGCGACGGCGGCGCGCUGCUGGCCGUGGGCUGCCUGCUGCUGCUCUUUGUCUGGUACUGCUACCACGUGGGCCGCGAGCAGCCCCGCGCCUACCCCCCCGUCAACGCGUUGAUGCAGGGCGCCGAGGCCAACGGCGUGCAGAACGGCUUCGUCUAUUGCCACGCGCCCGAGUGCGCGCGCUGCUCGCCCCACGAUGGCCUCAACCAGAAGCUCUACCACAACCUGCAGGAGUACGCCAAGCGCUACUCGUGGUCCGGCAUGGGCAGGAUCCACAAGGGCAUCCGUGAGCAGGGCCGCUACCUCAACAGCCGGCCCUCCAUCCAGAAGCCGGAGGUGUUCUUCCUGCCCGACCUGCCCACCACCCCCUACUUCUCGCGGGACGCUCAGAAGCACGACGUAGAGGUGCUGGAGCGCAACUUCCAGACCAUCCUGUGUGAGUUUGAGAGCCUCUACAAAGCGUUCUCAAACUGCAGCCUCCCGCAAGGAUGGAAAAUGAACAGCACGCCCAGCGGGGAGUGGUUCACCUUCUACCUGGUGAACCAGGGCAUGUGCGUGCCCAGGAACUGCAGGAGAUGCCCACGGACGUACCGCUUGCUCGGCAGCCUUCGCACCUGCAUUGGCAACAAUGUCUUUGGGAACGCUUGCAUCUCUGUGCUGAGCCCGGGCACCGUCAUCGCCGAGCACUACGGCCCCACCAACAUCCGCAUCCGCUGCCACCUGGGUCUGAAGACCCCCAGUAACUGCGAGCUGGUGGUGGGGGGUGAGCCGCAGUGCUGGGCUGAGGGUCGCUGCCUGCUCUUUGAUGACUCCUUCCUGCACACCGCCUUUCAUGAAGGUCCACCAGAGGAGGGUCCCCGUGUGGUCUUCAUGGUGGACCUGUGGCAUCCCAACGUGGCAGCUGCCGAGCGCCAGGCACUGGAUUUCAUCUUUGCCCCAGGACGCUGAGAUCACUGCUGCGCUGUCAGGGUGAGGGCACCACAGCUCCAGCACCGCCUGUGGACGCUGCCCAGGGCAGAGGCUUCCUCACAGUGCCGGGGUCUCCUCCUGUGGGUCUUGUAAAUGGAACCUUCGACGUGUAUCUGCGGCAUCUCUCUCCUUCCAUCAAGGCUUCAGGGAUUAUUUUCCACCAUGGCGGUGCAUUGCCUUCUCUCCGUGGUUAGAUGCAGUCCCACUCCCAUCCGUGUUAUGUUGCUCGUGUUUUGCAGUGUUCAGAAGUAGAGUUACAAGGGUGUUUGUUUGAAUGUAAUAAUGUAAAGUUUCCUGUGGUCACCAAAAGGACAACGCUCACAUGCCCAAGACAGCAAAGCGGGGCGAAGUGCUGCGCUCAGCCUGCCCCUGCCCAGCCCCCAUGCUGACAGAUGGAUGGACAGACAGAGGGCUGCAGUGGCACCACAAUGGGACAGCACCCCAUGGGAUGGUACCGUGAUGCCCACUGGCUUGGCUUCCCAUUGCCCAGGCAGCACACCCACCCUGCUGAAGGGACGGUGCACGGCCAGCCCUGCUCUGUAACCUCACCUGAGGUGUUACCAAUGCCUAAGUGUCCUCCCUGCUUUACCUGCAACCCAAGUCGAAGCCGGGAUGCCCGCAGGGGCAGGUGGCAGUUCAGAGGGACUCUGGUUUGCCGCAGAGAGGGCAGAGAGGAGUGGCAGCCAGCCCUCCUGCUGCUGCUCAUCCCUAUCCCACAGCCAGGGCUGGGAUGCAGUGCCCACGCAGCUGAGAGCACAGCAAAGGUUUCCAGGCUCAGCAUCACCCUCCUCCCAGCCCUUCCUAGGGACACAACUGCACUCGUGAACGAUUUCUUUACAGAUUUUUCAGAUUGCAAGAUAAGGCAGAGAUUUCAAAUACAUCUGAGAUAUUUUUUACACCUGUCUUGUUACAGAAUAUCUGAAGUGCAUGAUUUCUACACGCAUUGAUUAUUUGGAAAGAGGCUCUGAGGAAGCAGGCUGGCUUGGUAACUGUCCGACAGUUUGGUAACAUUCCUACAGUGGAUAAGUAAAGAUUAUCAAUAAACCGUUGUGCUGAAAA